UUAGUCUAUGAUUCAAAGAGACGCAUAACCUUUAUUCUAACGUAACUUUACGCUGGAAUAAGUUAUUUCACUCAAGUUUCCAUAGAAAGAGGAUAUAUAUAUUUAAAUACCGAAAAUGGACAUUCGUCCAAAUAAUACUAUUUAUAUUAACAAUUUAAAUGAAAAAAUCAAGAAGGAGGAGCUGAAGAAAUCAUUGUACGCUAUUUUUUCUCAAUUUGGUCAAAUUUUGGAUAUUGUGGCACUAAAAACACUGAAAAUGCGUGGACAGGCCUUUGUUAUUUUCAAAGAAAUAGCGAGUGCGACAAAUGCCUUGAGAUCUAUGCAAGGCUUUCCAUUUUACGACAAACCAAUGAGGAUACAGUAUGCUAAAACUGACAGCGAUAUAAUAGCAAAAAUGAAAGGUACCUUUGCGGAACGUCCAAAGAAACCGAAACGAGUCGUCCCAGCGGCGGAUGAAGAAGCCAAACGUGCUAAAAAACGCGCGAAAGAACAAGCAAAACAUUCACAGCAAGUUGGCUAUCAUGCCGGUGUGCCCCAACAUCCAGGACUCGUUAAUACCGCUGUUCCAGAGCAACCUCCAAAUCAGAUAUUAUUCUUAACAAAUCUACCAGAUGAAACUAGCGAAAUGAUGUUAUCGAUGUUGUUUAAUCAGUUUCCGGGCUUCAAAGAGGUGCGAUUGGUACCUAAUCGGCAUGAUAUUGCGUUUGUCGAAUUUGAAAACGAAGUUCAAUCGGGGGCAGCAAAAGAUGCUCUUCAAGGUUUCAAGAUUACACCUUCGCAUGCAAUGAAAAUAUCAUUUGCAAAGAAAUAGAUGGAGGUUUUCAAGGAUGAAAGUAUUUGCAAGAGAAAAUCAUGUUUAAUAUUAUUGUUUCUCAAAUUGUAAUUGUGAUUACAGCAAUAUGUAUCUUUUUCAUGUAAUUAAGGAAUGAAUAUCCGCUUAUGACAAUUGUAUUAAAAUUUUUUGUAAUUAGAAUUUUCGCACUCGGUGCAAAAACAUAUAAAAAUAACUUUGUUAAGCAAAUUAAGAACAUUAAGUUUUCAUGCUUCAUGACAUAUGUGUGCAGGA
Messenger RNA from Linepithema humile (Argentine ant), 1066 nucleotides. RefSeq names its product U1 small nuclear ribonucleoprotein A snf (gene snf). Gene Ontology annotation, molecular function: U1 snRNA binding. Gene Ontology annotation, biological process: mRNA splicing, via spliceosome. Gene Ontology annotation, cellular component: U1 snRNP. The record is from RefSeq and is a predicted model, not a curated record. Lineage: Eukaryota; Metazoa; Arthropoda; Insecta; Hymenoptera; Formicidae.